This is a messenger RNA of Elaeis guineensis (African oil palm), 1897 nucleotides long. The record is from RefSeq and is a predicted model, not a curated record. NCBI's taxonomy places the organism in Eukaryota, Viridiplantae, Streptophyta, Magnoliopsida, Arecales, Arecaceae.
ACUUGCUAAGGAGCUCUUAGAAUUACUUCCACCUAUUUGCACCAAUUACCACCACAGCCAUGUCCAUGGCCACCAAGUACUUCAAGCUUUGCUACCGGUACUUGUUCAAUAAUCUCCUAGCUAUUCUACUCGUGCCCGGUCUAAUAACCAUCCUCAUCGAGGUACUUUAUCUUGCUCCUGUGGAUUUCCAAAAGCUUUCGGCUUCAUUCCAGGCCUUUGAUGCCUUCUAUCUCCUCUUCUUCUCUCUUGCCUUGAUCGUCUUGGCCACCAUAUACUUCACGUCAAGGCCCCGUACAAUAUAUCUCGUAGACUUCGCAUGCUACAAGCCACCGACUUCAUGCCGGUUCCCCAUCUCCAAGUUCAUGAAUCACUCCAAGCAGAUCGAGGACUUCGAGCCCUCGAGCAUCGAGUUCCAACGCAAGAUCCUCGAGCGUUCGGGUCUCGGCGAGGAUACCUCCCUCCCCCCGGCCCACCAUGCCAUCCCCUUCACCCCCACCAUGGCGAAGUCCAGGGAGGAGUCCGAGCUGGUCAUCUUCUCCAUCGUGGAUUCGCUCUUCCAGAAGACCAAGGUCAAGCCCAGAGAUAUCGAUAUACUCGUCGUUAACUGCAGUCUCUUCGCUCCCACCCCCUCCCUCUCGGCGAUGAUCGUGAACAAGUACAAGAUGCGCAGCAACAUCCGGAGCUACAACCUCUCCGGCAUGGGCUGCAGCGCCGGGAUCAUCUCCAUCGAUCUCGCGCGCGACGAGCUCCUGGUGCACGCCAACUCCUACGCCCUGGUGGUGACGACGGAGAUCAUCACCGAGCACUGGUACACCGGGAACCGGCGGUCGAUGCUGCUGGCCAACUGCCUCUUCCGCAUGGGCGGCGCGGCGGUGCUGCUCUCCAACAAGCGCCGGGAGGCAACGCGGGCGAAGUAUGAGCUCCUCCACGUGGUGCGCACGCACAAAGGGGCGGACGAUAGGGCGUACCGCUGCGUCUACCAGGAGGAGGACGGGGAGAAGAAGAUUGGGGUGUCGCUGUCCAGGGAUCUAACGGAGAUCGCUGGCGGCGCGUUGAAGGCCAACAUCACGACCAUCGGACCACUCGUGCUGCCGCUCUCCGAACAGGUUCUCUUCUUUGUUAACAAGGUCGGGAGGCGGUUCGCCAACCCGAAGUGGCGGCCGUACGUGCCGGACUUCACGAAGGCGUUCGAGCACUUCUGCAUACAUGCAGGGGGGAGGGCGGUGAUCGAGGAGUUGGGGACGAAGCUGAGGCUUAGCGAGGAGCAGACGGAGGCGUCGAGGAUGACGUUGCACCGGUUCGGGAACACGUCGUCGAGCUCGCCCUGGUACGAGCUGGGGUACGUGGAGGCGAAGGGGAGGAUGAGGAAGGGGGACAGGGUGUGGCAGAUCGGGCUGGGGAGUGGGUUCAAGUGCAACAGCGCCGUUUGGCGGUGCCGCCGGUCGGUGGGUAGGGAGGAGGAGGGGGUGUGGGCCGACUGCAUCGACGAAUACCCGGUGCAUGCAGGUGGCGGAGAGGGACCAUACCUAGAUUAAUUUACCUUUGCCUACCCUUCCUUCCAGAGGGUUUUGGAUUAGGUUUCAUCAUCGGGUGGAUGCAGGUGUGGUUGGUGAAUGGUGAAGAUUGCGUCCAAUAAAUAGUGGAAGUUAUGCAUGCAUGGUAGUAUAUCCUACUGCAUGUGUUUUAAUUUACUACGUUAAUGGUUUAAGUAGUUUAGUUCAUACAGGUUCUAAAACGAAUUCACGUCUGCUCGUAAAAAAGGAAUUACAAAGGGAGUAUGUGAUCACUUCUCUACCAUAUGAUUAAUGAUCAAUUUGUAUGCCAUUCAAAAACAUAGAAUGAUCGAUUUGUAUGAAAUAUGUUUUUCCAAUUUAAUAUAAUGUGCUUUUAUUUUGUC